Paramecium octaurelia is the source of this 2238-nucleotide messenger RNA. The record is from the annotation of a GenBank genome assembly. Lineage: Eukaryota; Ciliophora; Oligohymenophorea; Peniculida; Parameciidae.
AAAAAUGUUAGACACUCGUCCAUCUUAUUUCAAUGUUUAAGGGAAUAAGGCUAGCAUUAAUUUGAAUAUCAAAAUGUUUUAAUCACUCAAAGCAAAAGGACAGCUAAUAAAGUCGAAAUCGAAAGAGCCUAUAAGGGGACAAUUAAAAACUUUGAAGAAAUUGGAAGAUAACAUUGAAGAACCCUAAUUGUAAUAAAGAGCUUUAACAACAUAAAAGAAAUUAGCACCAUUGAUAGAGGAACCUUAAUAGAAGAACGAGGACUUCAAUCCUCUGCGAUAUAAUUUGAUUCAAUUAUUGGUUUUGAUGGGAAAAAAAGAAUAUUAUUUUGAUAAAAUAGCGAAGGAUGAUUUAAAACUCAUACGGGUUUCUAUUCAAUCGAAGGAGAAUCCAGAGGAGCACCUCUAAAAAAUUAAAAAAUUUUUAAGCAAUAAAGUUCGUUACAAGUAUAGAAGCACAUUUAAAAUGCUAUGUAUAAAAUUUAUAAUUAUUUGAAAGUGUAAAUUUAGCUUGAAUUAUUAAAAUACACUCCAAAAAAGAAAUCAGUUGCUAUAAAAAAUAGUCAAAGAGAAUUUGAAUAGGAUGAAGAAGAUGAUACGCCUAAAAAGAAAAAAAUAAGUGCUCGAGGUAUUCAAGAUUAUCCCACAUGGAAGAAGAAAAACAAUGUUGCCCCAAACCAGAAGGUAUUUAUAAUUACAAGUGGAUAUCAUGCACUUCGAGACGCAUUACUUGAAAGAAAUUGGGCGGAAAAUGAUGACGCCUAUAGUCCAUUCUUUGAUCUCAAAUGGACUUGUAGUUUGAGAAGUGAUGAUUUUAUGAAUCUCAUGGAAUUCCAAUAAAUUAAUCAUUUCGAUUGCAAUUAAUGUUUAUGCUCGAAAUAUGGAUUGGCCAGAAAUAUCAGAUGCAUCAAUAACUGGGAAUCAUUCUUUCCUAGAUGUUAUGAUCUAGGUGAUUUAGUUGAUUUUUCAGACUUUAUUGAGGAUUUUAAAAUAUCUAAAAUACACAGCAUCUUAUUAGAUUUCGAAUAAAGUUUGCAAACUCAAACUUAGAAUUAAACCAUUUCAGAACCCAAUGAAGAAAUAGAUGAUUAGACUAAUACAUUAAGACCAGAAUUGUACCAAAGCAAUAAUAACAAACUCGAAGAUUAUAACAAUACUCUAAGAAUCAAAGAAGAAAAAUAAUAACCUCUCAAUAUUAAUUAACUAACUUUUAGAUAGAGAUUCAGAAUUAGACUAUGCUUAGUUGUUAUGAAUAGAGUCAACAAGUCCUUAAGUAACAUGGUCAAGAGUAUCCUCAAAGAUGAAUUUCCAUUUAUUCAUCCUGGAGAAUGGAUUGUACUUUUAAAAGAUCCAGAAAAACCUCGUGAAAUCUUAAUCUAGGAUUACAUAGAUUAACAACUAAAGUAAAAUGGGUAUGAAGACUAUGAAGGUGUUUAAUUUCUCCAAAAGUAUGUUCCUUAAAUUAAGGAGUUACUCAAAUUAUUGAGUAAGAAUCCUUAAAACUCUCUUUAAGGGACAAGAAACAUUUGGAUUGUAAAACCUGAGUAUUCCUCUAGAGGAAGAGGCAUUAGAUGUCUAGAUGAUCUAUAUUAAAUUUUGGAUAACGUAAAUAAGGAAACUAUGAAUUAUGUUGCUAUGAAGUAUAUUGAAAACCCUUUGAUUAUUAAAAAUCGUAAAUUUGAUAUAAGGCAAUGGAUAUUAGUAACUGAAUUGGUACCAUUAAAAAUAUAUUUCUAUAAUGAGUGCUAUGUCAGAUUUUCAGCUGAAGAAUUUGAUAUUGAUCAGUUUCAUAAUAGGUUUGCCCAUUUGACCAACAAUGCUAUAGCAAAAUAUUCACAGAAGUUUCAUAAAUCAGAAAUUAAAGGUAAUAUGUGGACUCAAGAUGAUUUUUAAUAGUAUUUAAUAGAAGAGUUUGGUUGGGAUGUUUUCGGUGAAAGAAUACAACCAAAAUUCAAGGAAAUUGUUAUCAAUAGUUUAAGGUGUUGUAGUGAUUAAUUGAAAAAUAGAAAGCGAUCCUUUGAAGUUUAUGGGUAUGAUUUUAUGAUUGAUGAUUAAUUUAAUUCUUGGCUAAUAGAAGUAAAUAUGUCGCCAUCAAGUGAUACAACAACACCAGUCACUGCUUAAAUUAUACCUAAAAUGCUAGAGGACAUCGUCAAAGUUGUUGUGGAUAAUUAAAAUAAAACUAAAAAGAAAAUUGGAGGGUUCUAAUUGAUAUAUAAUAGUGAUACUAAAUUAUUAUGA